This is a messenger RNA of Oryzias latipes (Japanese medaka), 2399 nucleotides long. It is a transcript of the gene gspt1l, whose product is annotated as G1 to S phase transition 1, like. The record is from RefSeq and is a predicted model, not a curated record. Gene Ontology annotation, molecular function: GTP binding; GTPase activity. Lineage: Eukaryota; Metazoa; Chordata; Actinopteri; Beloniformes; Adrianichthyidae.
CAGCACGUUACUGGAAAGGACGUAUCAGCUCACGCGGACUGUGUCAGGGUAGAGUCGAACUUCUCGACAGACACCGGCACCGUUUUUUUCUAACAGGAAACCGAAGUUCGCGUCUUAAGUCCGGACCUUUCUUCCCGCCUGAGGCGGCUCUGACAGCGGGGAAGAGCCCACGGUGACCGGACCAAGAGUGCACAGCUCAGCCUCCACGCGGUGAAAACCCCGAAGCCACGAUGGAAGCGCGAGACACUGCCCCGGAUUCGUGGGAGCAAGAAGACGACGUGGAGGCCGUGAUGGAAGGACCCGGGUCCAACGCGCUGAACGUGAACGCGAAACCGUUCGUGCCCAAUGUUAAUGCUGCCGAGUUUGUUCCGGUGGCCGUGAAAACGGAUUCGGGAGAACUCGAGUCCGUCGUUGCUGAAAAACUUUCCAGCCUGAAGGUUUCACAAAGCGCUGCGCCGGUGGAGAACGGCGAGGCGGAUGUGACCACAGAAGAGACCUGGGACGAGAAAGAGGUAGAAACGAGCGAAGAAGAGCCGGGAGGUGGCGACGAGGGGCCGGAGGAGGUUCCAACAGACACGCCGCCAGAGACCCUCGAGGAGGAGGAGGAAAUCUCAGUGCCUAAAAUCCCCCCCAUUCAACCCGACGCUCCAAAGAAGGAGCACGUCAACGUUGUGUUUAUCGGACACGUAGAUGCUGGAAAAUCCACCAUUGGGGGACAAAUCAUGUACCUGACAGGCAUGGUGGACAAAAGGACUCUGGAGAAGUAUGAAAGAGAAGCAAAGGAGAAGAACCGAGAGACCUGGUAUCUGUCCUGGGCCUUAGACACUAACCAGGAGGAGAGGGACAAAGGCAAAACGGUGGAGGUGGGUCGGGCGUACUUCGAGACGGAUAAAAAGCACUUCACUAUCCUGGAUGCUCCUGGUCACAAAAGCUUCGUUCCCAACAUGAUCGGAGGGGCGUCCCAAGCAGACCUGGCUGUCCUGGUCAUCUCUGCCAGAAAAGGAGAGUUUGAAACUGGAUUUGAGAAAGGCGGGCAGACGCGAGAGCACGCCAUGCUGGCUAAAACAGCCGGGGUCAAGCACCUGAUCGUUCUGGUAAACAAGAUGGACGAUCCAACCGUCAACUGGAGCUUGGAGAGGUAUGAAGAGUGUAAAGAGAAGCUGGUGCCAUUCCUGAAGAAAGUGGGCUUCAACCCCAAGAAGGACAUCCACUUCAUGCCGUGUUCUGGGCUGACGGGGGCCAACCUGAAGGAGCCCACGGACCUGUGCCCCUGGUACACAGGUCUACCAUUCAUUCCACACCUGGACAGUCUGCCAAACUUCAACCGCCCCAGUGACGGCCCGGUCCGAUUGCCCAUCGUAGAUAAAUACAAGGACAUGGGCACUGUGAUUCUAGGAAAGCUGGAGUCGGGCUCCAUCAGCAAAGCCCAGCAGCUGGUGAUGAUGCCGAACCGGCACACUGUGGAGGUGCUGAGUCUGCUGUCUGAUGACGUGGAGACGGACGACGCCGGGCCUGGGGAGAACCUCAAGCUCCGGCUGAAGGGCAUCGAGGAGGAGGAGAUCCUACCGGGAUUCAUCCUAUGCAACGCAGAGAACCUGUGCCAUUCGGGGCGCACCUUUGAUGCUCAGAUCGUCAUCAUAGAACAUAAAUCCAUCAUCUGUCCGGGAUACAACGCUGUUCUCCACAUUCACACCUGCAUUGAGGAAGUGCAGAUCACGGCCUUAAUCUGCCUGGUGGACAAGAAGACGGGCGAGAAGAGCAAGACCAGGCCGCGGUUUGUCAAGCAGGACCAGGUCUGCAUCGCUCGUCUGCGCACAGCAGGGACCAUCUGCCUGGAGACCUUUAAGGAGUUUCCUCAGAUGGGUCGCUUCACCUUACGGGACGAAGGUAAGACCAUCGCCAUCGGCAAAGUUCUCAAGCUGGUUGCAGAGCGGGACUGAACGAGGCGUGGCGAGCAGAAGCGGUCCCUCCCACCCUGACUGCCCCAGGCGGAGGUGGCGCCGGCCACGCCCCCUGCAGCGUGCUGAAGAUUCAGCUGUUUUUAACAAACGACGUCCUCAGGAGGCAGCUUUCUCAUAUUGAGAGCUCUGUUAUGCCAUUGGGGGUCACCCACCCUCCCCCCAUCCCACAAUCCCACUCUUCUUUUUUCUUGAAGAUUAUUUCUCUCAUUUUUUCAUAAAUGACGAAUGACAGAGUAUAUUUGUGGACGUGUGGACCAGGGUUUUGCUUGGAGUUGGUGAUUUUCAGAUGAAAACAUGGAACCAAAAUCUUCUCUGGGGUGUACGUUUCCUUUGCUUUUUACCCAGAAGUCCGUGUGGCGUUCUGACGGCGUGCUGAGCGUGUUCACGUCUUCUUCAAACAAACGGCUGACAAUAAAAAGACAAAUUGGGGAAAAACGA